UAUGAUCUCUCUCGGUGUCACGUAACCUCGUAAUCAUCUUUAACACAAGCCCGAUCGUCCUUAUCUGCCAGCAAAUCGAUAGGUUCAUGAGUUUUACACGUGCCCACAAGCCAAAGUUGUGAUCAUCUCUUUUGAUUCUCAUCUCUGCCUCUCUCUGAAUUAUCAGGCUCGGCAUAACUUCUUGGUGACUUCCAUGGCUUCAUCCGUCUCUGAUCAGUCCGUACAGCCUCAAGAUGUUUGUGUUGUGGGAGUGGCGAGAACGCCUAUGGGAGACUUCCUAGGCUCUCUCUCUUCUAUAACUGCCCCAAGACUCGGCUCCAUAGCGAUUGAAGCCGCACUUAAGAGAGCAAACGUUGAACCGGCUCUUGUGGAAGAGGUUUUCUUUGGCAAUGUCUUAACCGCCAAUCUUGGGCAAGCGCCAGCAAGACAGGCUGCACUUGGUGCUGGGAUUCCCUAUUCAGUGAUCUGCACCACUGUCAACAAAGUCUGUGCUGCUGGGAUGAAAGCCGUAAUGUUAGCGGCUCAAAGUAUCCAGCUCGGUUUGAAUGAUGUUGUUGUGGCUGGUGGGAUGGAGAGCAUGUCAAACGUACCAAAGUACCUCCCAAACGCAAGAAGGGGUUCACGAUUAGGACAUGAUACUGUUGUUGACGGUAUGACGAAAGAUGGACUUUGGGAUGUGUACAAUGACUUUGGAAUGGGAGUUUGUGGUGAAAUAUGCGCUGACCAGUACCGUAUUACAAGAGAAGAACAGGAUGCUUAUGCUAUACAGAGCUUUGAGCGUGGUAUUGCUGCACAAAACGCUCGGUUGUUCGCUUGGGAAAUUGUUCCGGUUGAGGUUUCUUCUGGAAGAGGGAAGCCAUCUGUUGUUAUUGACAAGGAUGAUGGAAUUGGGAAGUUUGAUGCUGCCAAGUUAAAGAAGCUUAGACCAAGCUUCAAGGAGGAUGGGGGAUCAGUCACUGCUGGAAAUGCAUCAAGUAUAAGUGAUGGUGCGGCAGCGUUAGUGCUAGUUAGUGGAAAGAAGGCUAUUGAACUUGGAUUGAAUGUUAUAGCUAAGAUUAGAGGAUAUGCUGAUGCUGCUCAGGCACCUGAGUUGUUCACAACCACGCCGGCACUUGCUAUUCCUAAAGCUAUAAUGCGUGCUGGUUUAGAUGCAUCUCAAGUUGAUUACUAUGAAAUUAACGAAGCUUUCUCUGUUGUAGCUCUGGCCAAUCAGAAACUGCUGGGGUUAGAUCCUGUAAGUCAUGAAACAAAUACAGUUACGCAGGGCUGGAUUAGAAAAUUUAGAGGCCGCACGGUUGAAUGCACAUGGAGGGGCUGUUGCAUUGGGACAUCCACUGGGAUGCAGUGGUGCUCGCAUUUUAGUCACAUUACUGGGUGUAUUGAGAGCAAAGAAGGGAAAGUAUGGAGUGGCAUCAAUAUGCAACGGAGGAGGAGGAGCAUCAGCACUUGUUCUCGAGUUCAUGUAAGCUUCCCUCUUUUAACUCUGGUCGGAGAAGACAAUCGGGAAGUACACCAAGAGUGAGAAGGGCAAGGCGUUGGAGGAAUGAAGGAUAAUGAAGUGAAGUGGAAACUUCUAUCUGAAAGAGAGGGUUUGCCGUUACCACUAAUAAACGACUACUUGUUCUAUAAAGGGUCGAGAACGUUUCUAUUUUAGCCUUAUGCUUUGUUUGUUGAAAGUGAGUGACGCUAUGAGUCUCUCUUCACGAUCGUCAUGAGAUCGAUGAUUCGUUUUACUUUCGUUAUGAGAUUGUAAUUCGAAUUGUACUUUCAAAGCUGAAUCUAUACAAAUAUUCCUUUCUUCCUA
Molecule: messenger RNA, 1804 nt
Organism: Brassica napus (rape)
Lineage: Eukaryota; Viridiplantae; Streptophyta; Magnoliopsida; Brassicales; Brassicaceae
Product: probable acetyl-CoA acetyltransferase, cytosolic 2
Exons: 14
Coding region: 194-1522 (442 amino acids)
Biological process (GO): fatty acid beta-oxidation
Molecular function (GO): acetyl-CoA C-acetyltransferase activity
Source: RefSeq, a predicted model, not a curated record